UUUGUUCGCUGCUACCACCAGCAGCAGCAGCAGCAGCUCUCUGCUAUCUACUCUACUCCCACUCCCUCUGAAGACUGAAGACUCUCUGCCAUCUCCCUCUGACUUCAGGACUGAAGAAGGAGAAGAAGAAUGGCGAAGCCGAUAUCGAUCGAGGUGUGGAACCCGAGCGGCAAGUACCGCGUGGUGAGCACCAAGUCCAUGCCGGGCACCCGCUGGAUCCGCCUCCUCACCGACAACGACUGCCGCCUCGAGAUAUGCACGGAGCAGAAGACCAUCCUCUCCGUGGACGACAUCCUCGCGCUCAUCGGCGAUCGCUGCGACGGUGUCAUCGGGCAGCUGACGGAGGACUGGGGUGAGGUGCUCUUCUCUGCACUCAAGCGCGCCGGAGGGACAGCUUUCAGCAACAUGGCCGUCGGCUACAACAACGUCGACGUCGAGGCCGCCAACAGGAAUGGCAUCGCCGUCGGCAACACCCCUGGGGUUCUGACGGAGACGACGGCUGAACUUGCCGCGUCGCUCUCUGUGGCGGCAGCCAGGAGAAUCGUCGAAGCUGAUCAGUUCAUGAGGGCUGGCCUCUACGACGGGUGGCUCCCGCACCUGUUCGUGGGGAACUUGCUCAAGGGGCAGACCGUUGGAGUGAUUGGAGCUGGUCGCAUUGGCUCUGCUUAUGCUAGGAUGAUGAUUGAAGGCUUCAAGAUGAAUCUGAUCUACUACGACCUGUAUCAGUCCACACGCCUUGAGAAGUUCGUCACAGCAUAUGGGCAGUUCCUGAAAGCAAACGGUGAGCAGCCUGUCACAUGGAAGAGGGCCGCCACCAUGGAGGAUGUCCUCAGGGAGGCUGAUGUGAUAAGUCUGCAUCCGGUGUUGGACAAGACCACUUACCACCUUAUAAACCCUGAAAGGUUGGCCAUCAUGAAGAAGGAGGCUGUUCUUGUGAAUGCAAGCCGAGGGCCGGUGAUCGAUGAAGUUGCUUUAGUGGAGCACCUGAAGGCGAACCCUAUGUUCCGCGUCGGUCUUGACGUCUUUGAGGAUGAGCCUUACAUGAAACCUGGACUGGCUGAGAUGAAGAAUGCCGUUGUUGUGCCUCACAUUGCAUCAGCCUCCAAGUGGACACGCGAAGGAAUGGCAACACUUGCUGCUCUGAAUGUUCUUGGAAAGAUCAAGGGGUACCCGGUGUGGGGAAACCCCAAUCUGGUGGAUCCCUUCUUGAACGAGAAUGCGACGCCACCACCUGCUUGCCCAAGCAUCGUCAAUGCUAAACAACUUGGCCUGCCAUCUGCAAAGCUUUAAUAUAAUUAGGGACGCCGUCCAUGUUGCUAGAUAUACAUUACAUUGCCUUACAUAGUGAAGAUGAUCGGCAAAUCAGGAGCUGAUCGAGGAGCAGGGGAUCGAUAUAUGCAGUCACGUUUUGGAUCGGCCUCAAACUUGGUUAUACAUAGAUGCAUCAGUUUGGGUUGGGGUAAAGUACAGGCAGCAGACUAAACUUUUGAUGGAUCCGGAACCACCGUUGCAGCAUCUCUUUCCUUCCCUUAUCAUGUAUCUAUAUAUGCAUAUUAUGUUAUAUUAAAUUUUCUGCGUUGAUAUGAUGAACUUGGUACAAUACAAGACGAAUUUUGUA
This is a messenger RNA of Phragmites australis (common reed), 1618 nucleotides long. RefSeq names its product glycerate dehydrogenase HPR, peroxisomal. The coding region runs from base 130 to 1290 and encodes 386 amino acids. Gene Ontology annotation, cellular component: cytosol. Gene Ontology annotation, molecular function: hydroxypyruvate reductase [NAD(P)H] activity; hydroxypyruvate reductase (NADH) activity; NAD binding. NCBI's taxonomy places the organism in Eukaryota, Viridiplantae, Streptophyta, Magnoliopsida, Poales, Poaceae. The transcript is spliced from 13 exons. The record is from RefSeq and is a predicted model, not a curated record.